AGGCGGGGAGGCGCUGCUGCUGCUGCUACUGCGGGCGCGUGGGAAAGCCAGAGAGCGAGCGAGCCGAGGGGCAGGCAGCAGCCCCGCGCUGCCUCGGCUGGAGUAGCCGCGCAGAGUUUCGUGGCCCUGAGGAUCCUGCAGCAUGGAGACCCCGCCCUUCUUCGGGCUGGCGCUGAUGCUCUUGCUCCUGCCGGAUCUGCUCGCCGGGACUGGGGCGCUGCGAGGCAAUGACAAUGGCGAAACCCUCCCAGAGUCCAUCCCGUCUGCUCCUGGGACACUGCCCCAUUUUCUGCAAGAGCCAGACGAUGCGUAUAUAAUCAAAAGCAACCCUAUUGUGUUGCGCUGCCGAGCUGUGCCUGCAAUGCAGAUCUUCUUCAAGUGCAAUGGGGAGUGGGUGCACCAAAAUGAGCAUGUCUCUGAGGAGAGCAUGGACGAAAGUACAGGCUUGAAGGUUCGUGAGGCAUACAUCAAUGUGACAAGGCAGCAAGUAGAAGAUUUUCAUGGGCCAGAGGACUACUGGUGUCAGUGUGUUGCAUGGAGCCACUUAGGGACUUCAAAGAGCAGAAAAGCUUCGGUCCGCAUAGCCUAUUUGCGCAAGAACUUUGAGCAAGACCCCCAGGGGAGGGAAGUUCCUAUUGAAGGCAUGAUUGUUCUCCACUGUCGCCCACCAGAGGGAGUGCCUGCCGCAGAGGUAGAAUGGCUGAAGAAUGAAGAACCCGUUGAUGCUGAGCAGGAUGAAAACAUUGACACCCGAGCAGAUCACAACCUGAUCAUCCGCCAAGCGCGCCUCUCUGAUUCUGGGAACUACACAUGUAUGGCAGCCAACAUAGUUGCCAAGAGACGAAGCCUGUCAGCCACUGUGGUGGUGUACGUGAAUGGGGGCUGGUCUUCAUGGACCGAGUGGUCCAACUGCAACGUACGAUGUGGCAGAGGAUGGCAGAAGAGGUCACGGACCUGUACAAACCCAGCUCCUCUCAACGGAGGCGCCUUCUGCGAAGGAAUGUCUGUGCAGAAAAUUACCUGCACUUCACUGUGCCCUGUGGAUGGCGGCUGGGAGGUGUGGAGUGAAUGGUCGGUCUGCAGUCCCGAGUGUGAGCACAUGAGGAUCCGGGAAUGCAGUGCUCCACCUCCGCGGAAUGGUGGGAAAUUCUGUGAAGGUCCAAGCCAAGAGUCAGAGAACUGCACUGAAGGACUUUGCAUUCAAGAUAAAAAGCCUCUUCACGAAAUAAAACCCCAAAACAUUGAGAAUGCCACGGACAUUGCCUUGUAUUCAGGCCUGGGUGCUGCCGUCAUUGCGGUAGCCGUCAUUGUCGUUGGUGUGACUCUCUACAGACGGAGCCAGAGUGAAUAUGGUGUGGAUGUGAUCGACUCAUCUGCCCUAACAGGAGGCUUCCAGACAUUUAAUUUUAAAACUGUCCGACAAGGUAACUCCUUGCUUUUGAACUCAUCCAUGCAGCCUGACCUGACCGUGAGUAGAACCUACAGUGGACCCAUUUGCCUUCAAGACCCCAUCGACAAGGAGCUUAUGACCGAAUCAUCUCUCUUCAACCCUUUGACUGACAUUAAGGUCAAAGUUCAGAGUUCAUUUAUGGUUUCUUUGGGUGUGACUGAACGAUCAGAGUACCACGGAAAAACACAUUCUGGGACAUUUCCACAUGACAGUAACAGGACCUUCCAUCCCAUACAUGCAAAAAACAAAGCUGCAUACAUUCAGAAUCUCUCAUCGCUCUCCAAAAGAAGUGAGAUGAGGGCCACGGGUAUCUUUGGCCACCUGGGAGGACGUUUAGGAAUCCCAAACACAGGAGUUAGCCUGCUGAUUCCACAUGGAGCCAUCCCCGAAGAAGCAUCUUGGGAGAUCUACCUUGCCAUCAACCAAGAUGAAGCCAGCUUGCAACCGGAAGGCAGCGAAGUCCUCCUUGGACCACAAGUAACUUGCGGCCCUCCGGACGUGACCGUCUCCACCCCAUUUGCCUUGACAAUACCACACUGUGCAGAAGCGAAUUCUGAGCACUGGAACGUCCACCUGAAAAAGAAAAAGUUCCAGGGCAAAUGGGAGGAAGUCAUGUCUGUGGAAGAAGAAACUACUUCCUGUUACUGCCUCCUGGACCCAUAUGCCUGUCACAUUCUUUUGGACUCUUUUGGAACUUAUGCUCUCACUGGGGAGCCCCUCUCUGAUUGUUCCGUUAAAGAACUGAAAGUAGCAGUCUUUGGCUGCUUGUCUUGCAACUCACUGGAUUACAGUCUAAGAGUGUAUUGCAUCGAUAACACUCCCUGUGCAUUUCAGGAAGUGAUUUCAGAUGAAAGACACCAAGGGGGGCAGUUGCUGGAAGAACCAAAGCUGUUGCAUUUCAAAGGGAAUACUUUCAGUCUUCAGAUCUCUGUCCUUGAUAUCCCUCCUUUUCUCUGGAGAAUCAAACCAUUCACAGCAUGUCAGGAAGUUCCUUUCUCUCGUGUGUGGCGCAAUAACCAGCAGCCACUCCACUGUGCCUUUUCACUGGAGCGCUACACUCCUGCCACCACUCAGCUCUCGUGCAAAAUCUGUGUCAGACAAGUCAAGGGCCAUGAACAAAUCCUGCAGAUCCAGACAUCAAUUCUCGAGAAUGAAAAGGAAACCAUCACAUUCUUUGCACAUGAUGACAGUAACUUUCCUGCUCAGAUGGGUCCGCAAGCCUUCAAGAUUCCCUACUCCAUCAGGCAAAGGAUAUGCGCAACUUUUGACACACCCAGCGCCAAAGGCAAAGACUGGCAGAUGUUAGCACAGAAAAACAGCAUCAACAGGAAUUUGUCUUACUUUGCUACCCAGCGCAGCCCAUCUGCUGUUAUUUUGGACUUGUGGGAAGCCAGGCAUCAGCACGAUGGCGAUUUAGACUCUCUAGCCUGUGCACUGGAAGAGAUAGGAAGGACACAGCCCAAAAACUCUAAUCUAACAGAAACUCAAAUCGAGGAGUCCAACUUCAGCUACAGCAGACAAAAUGGACUUUAGUCAUCACUUUCGAAGAACUGAUAGCCAGCUUGGACUUUGUAACUGAGGGAAUUCCUGUGAGCCGGAAGAAACCAUGUGCUACAAUCACACAUCCUUCCCAUGAUUCAUUGGCUCUCUCCUUCACGCCAUCAAACCAAUUUGCAUCUGGAGGAACAGAAGAAGCUGGCAAGCCAUAAAGAAGACCCAGGCCCCUUUACACAACUGUUGCUGUAAGAGGGUGGGGAAAACAAUCUCCCAAUGAAGAUUAAAGAUUAAAUCACAAUGAAGAUUAAAUUUGAUACUUAAGUGCAGAAAAUGAGUACGAUCUUUUGGCUACCACAACCAAGAGAGGAAAAGAUUAAAAUUAUGGAAUAUUUAAAAGAUGCCUGGAUUUUUCUAAAUCUUAGACCUCUCUGUGUUUUGGUUUGCUCAGUUGUUUCUUCUCUAUGUGUUUUGUGGCUUUCUUGUUUAGUUUUCAACUAAAGCCAAGCAGCGUGGGCACUCACUGAGGCAAUGGCCAUUUAGAGGGCUCAGGUAAGAUGGAGCUGGUGCCACAAUCACCACUAGAAAGAGGGGGGAGGACAGAAAACAAUGAAUUGCUAGAAGUUGGUAUCUGCCUUGGGUACAAAAACUUUGUGUGAUUAACCUGCUUUUUAAGAAAGUGGUUGGGUGCAUUAAUAUUAGGGUGUGCACUGACCACAAGAUUUGGUUUGGGCUGCAAUUUGGCACUUUGGAAAACAGCUUACCUUGGUUGGAGGUGCUGUGUGAUUUGACGCAGAGGCCAUCAGAGUCUGCUUCAAUCGCCCCCAUCCUCUCCACUUCUGGAAAAUUUUCAAAUGGGGCUGUAACAUUUCCUUCCUUUUCACAGAAGUGGGUAAAAUUUGAAGGUAUUGUAGAGUCUCAAGAGUGGAUUAACACUGCUGAAUUACAGGCAAAUAAGUGCAACUGAUUAAAAGUCUUUUUUUUAAAAAAAAAGCAGAAAUAUCUGUAACUUUUUAAAAUUUUGGCAGAAUUGAAUGAAAUAUGCAGGUAAGGCUGCCCUUUCUUGGGGCACGAAUUUCUCCAAAUUUCAGAAGGACACAUUCAGUGGUUUUAUUCCAAGGACAGCCAUUAUAGGGUGGGUAAAAUCACUCAGUCUCCUAGUGUUUUGUGGGGAUUCAGUUAGAAAAGUUGCCCCUAGGUAAGAAAUCUGCCAAAUUGCAGACAAAUUGGUUCAGGGGCUUUUGUUCUAGGCACUUUAAAAGUUGGUUUUGGGGUGAGAAGGGAUUUUCUUUUCAGGUAAAAUGAUUUCCUCCGCUUAUAAGCAUUCACAGUUGAACUCUCCUUCUGCCCUCUCCCCACCCUGGUGUCAUGAUAACCUUAGAUACAUUAGUUUGCUCUUGGCAGGCAUUUCUCUGCAGCAUCAUUGCAAACAUCAUUGUUUGGAUGGCUGAGGCACCAUAAAGCGCUUCAGUAGUCACAACUUGUGGAUAGCACAACCCAUUCCCCCUCUGGCAAGUCCAAAAUCCCCCCAAGACACCCCAGUUCAUCCAAAGUUCAUCCUAAGUAACAUCUGUUUACUCAUAUAAGAAGAUUGGACUCAGGAGACACGUGGUUAGAUCUCCUGACUUUUUAAAUAAAAAAAUAAAAUCGGUUUUGAGGAGUUCCCCAUUUUUAAAUUGGAGCAUGCCCAGUGGAGGGCGUUUUUCCAACCCUUUCCCUGGUAAGAGUCACUCUUCCCACAGGUGCUAUUAGACCUCAGGGAAAAAAAUCACAAACAUCUGUGUCAUACCAGUAUUUUGUCCCCUAGUGGGUGUGUAUGUGGGAGAGCUAGAUUUAGAUCAAGGAAACUGGAAGAGAAGCUUUCCUGCAUUGCUGCUCCCAUUAUCAAAGACCCGUGUGGCAAUUUUGCAUGGCUGGGGGUGGAAUUUUCUGAAAAUCUCAAUGUGGAGCUUAUCUACACGAAUCUUUUCCCAUUCCCGUCUUGCUCAUUGAUCUUGACAAGAAGUGAGCUAUUUCUUUUUACUAGUUCUCCUAAAACUAUGAACAAAUAUUGCAUAUUAUAUGCAUUAUUAUACAGGUACAUAUAAAAUUAUAUGCAUAUACACACCAGGUUUCCUAAAGUAGCCAGCACAUAAAUAGAUACAUUGAACAAUGCAUAUAACUGUAUAAAAAAUACUUAUAUGUUGAUACUUAUAAAAUUAUGCUGCAGAAAUA
Podarcis muralis (Common wall lizard) is the source of this 5158-nucleotide messenger RNA. It is a transcript of the gene UNC5D, whose product is annotated as unc-5 netrin receptor D. Gene Ontology annotation, biological process: axon guidance; netrin-activated signaling pathway. The record is from RefSeq and is a predicted model, not a curated record. Gene Ontology annotation, molecular function: protein binding; netrin receptor activity. Gene Ontology annotation, cellular component: membrane. NCBI's taxonomy places the organism in Eukaryota, Metazoa, Chordata, Lepidosauria, Squamata, Lacertidae.